AUGAACGAUAGGACCGAAAAAGAAGUGGCAAGAGAAGUCCACUCUACAUUAUAUUCAAAGAAAACAAAUGCACAGAAAAGUGUAAUCAAAACAUAUUUUGAUGUUAAUGCUGUUUUCGAAGAUCCGAUCGUCAGUGUCCAAGGUCACGACAAUAUAAUCCGUCAGUUCCUUCUUCUGGCCACAAUCUUUUUAAACAUAACUCCUGAAAUUCAUACUAUCACUGAUACAGUAGUAGCAGGAAAUCACCAUAUCGUUUGUAUCGAUGCAUUCAUCAAAUAUAGGUUGCCUUUAAAACUACUACUGAUUCGUCACGAAAUAGAAUUACGUACAAUUACACGAUUUGAAUUUAAUGAGCAACAAAAAAUUGUUAGGCAUGAGGAUAUUUGGAGUUUAAAAGAUUUAUUGGAAAAAUUGCCAAUUAUUGGAUGUAUUUAUUCUGGAAUCUGGAGAAGGUGCACUGGACUCGUUACAAAUCAACUAGUGAUUUUAACACAAGAAACUAUUAAGGCUUGGAAAUAUGAAUUGUAA
This is a messenger RNA of Cetraspora pellucida, 528 nucleotides long. NCBI's taxonomy places the organism in Eukaryota, Fungi, Glomeromycota, Glomeromycetes, Diversisporales, Gigasporaceae. The record is from the annotation of a GenBank genome assembly.